AUGCUCCUUCCUGAAUACCUCUCAUCAUCACUGUCAGAGGGGAAAGACAUGGAAAACCUGUCUGUUCCUUGCUUUGUGAAUACCGUCUUCCCUGUCAGAGGGAGGCAUGGAAAGCCCUCCGUCUUCCUUUCCACCUGGGACUUAUUCUCUUUGGUCCUGUCAAACCCGACUCCUUCCCCUGCUUUGAAUACCUCUCAUCAUCACUGUCAGAGGGCAGGGGAAAGCCCUCCGUCUUCCCUGAAAAUUCCACCUGGGACUUAUCCUCUUUGGUCACUUCAUCAAACCCGUCUCCUUCCUGCUUUUGUUACGAAUACCUCUCAUCAUCACUAUCAGAGGGCAUGGAAAGCCCUCCUUUGUGGCGAAUACCUCUCAUCAUCACUGUCAGAGGGGCAUGGGAAACUCCUCCGUCUUCCUGAAAUUCUACCUGGGACUUAUCCUCUUUGGUCACUUCAUCAAACCCGUCUCCUUCCCUGCUUUGUGCGAAUACCUCUCAUCAUCACUGUCAGAGGGGCAUGGAAAGCCCUCCGUCUUCCUGAAAUUCUACCUGGGACUUAUCCUCUUUGGUCACUUCAUCAAACCCGUCUCCUUCCUGCUUUGUGCGAAUACCUCUCAUCAUCACUGUCAGAGGGCAUGGAAAGCCCUUUGGUCCCUGAUCCAACCCAUCUCCUUCCUGCUUUGUGUGAAUAUCUCAUCAUCACUGUCGGACUUCUUCCUGGAAUUCACCUGGGACUUUCCUCUUUGAUCACCUGA
This is a messenger RNA of Acanthosepion pharaonis, 750 nucleotides long. NCBI's taxonomy places the organism in Eukaryota, Metazoa, Mollusca, Cephalopoda, Sepiida, Sepiidae. The record is from the annotation of a GenBank genome assembly.